CAAUAACGAACGGCAUUCACUGCGCUUCCGUUGCCCAUGACACCGGAACGAAGUUCUGACAGCUGAUUCUCCAAUCAGUUUAUAUCCACUCCGAGCCCCCAAAUAAUAAUUUUAGAAGUUAUUUAGAGUCGGGCGUGCCUCCUAUAAUCUCCGGCUGGAGUUGCAGACAGCGCCUUGAACAGAAGAGGGCAGCUGAUUAUGGUGUAGCACGGAGCGCUAGCUCUGAGACAGCAGGCAUUUGAGCAGCGGUGCAGCACAGUGCAGCGUGGGGCAGACCGAGGCACAUCACAGCAGUGUAGCCAUGCUUACAUUGGCCAGUAAGCUGAAGAGGGACGAUGGAGGAAAAACGGGCCGUGCCUCCGGAGCCUCCGACUCCACCCACAGGGUCUCCAUCAGGGACCGCCUCCUUACCAAAGAAGUUGCAGAACUUGAAGCCAAUCUCCCUAGUACAUGCAAAGCCAGUUUCCCAGAUGAGGACAAGCUGCAUCAUUUUCAGCUGGCAGUGUCUCCUGAUGAGGGUUACUACCAAAGUGGAAGGUUUCAGUUUGAAAUAGACGUCCCCGAAGCCUAUAACAUGGUGCCUCCUAAAGUGAGAUGUCUGACCAGAAUAUGGCAUCCUAACAUCACAGAGAAUGGAGAGAUCUGUUUAAGCUUAUUGCGGGAACACUCUAUUGAUGGCACAGGCUGGGCCCCCACCAGAACAUUAAAGGACGUAGUCUGGGGAUUGAACUCCUUGUUUACUGACCUGUUGAACUUUGAUGACCCGUUGAACAUCGAUGCAGCAGAACAUCAUCUGAGAGAUAAGGAGGAUUUUCGGAAUAAGGUUCAAGAUUACAUCAAGCACUACGCCAGAUGAUAGAAGCAUCGGCUACCUACAUCAGCCUGCACCAACCAACCAAACUGCUCUACCUUGCCUCUGCUUAUCUUGGCCAACACCCCCACAUGUGUGAAUCAACAGCUGACUCUUUGACUCUUACCACUCCCCUCCUCUUGACACCACAACCCCGCCCAUGCCCUGCUGUUCACCUGAUUGCAAUAAACUCCACGUUGCAGGAGCGAAAUAAAAAAAGAAAAAAAUGAUGCGUUUCAGGAAGGGCUUGCACACAAGAAAAAUAUGCUUUGAUUAUCCUAAUCGAUUAAGUGUUACAAUGACCACAAUGUCUGCUCAUUGUGGCAAGAUCACUGAAUGACGCCGCCGCUGAAGUGUCCCUGAGCCUGUCAGAAACGAGAAAUGGUAACGAACGGCAAGGGAUUUGAUGUGACGAUUCACCGGAGGGAAAAAAAAAAAGAAAAAAGAAAGGAAGUCACAUUCAGCUGUUUUAAAAUUUGACGAAUCAAGAGAAAGAAUAUGUUACUAUCAGCUCUCUGUUCCAGUGCCUGCCAUGUUUGUGUCGCUAAAGAGAAAAUGCAUGUGAGUUCACAAACAUAUACACAGACACACAUACAGUGUCACAUCCUGUAGUAAAAGGUGAACACAUACAUACAUACACAGAUUUCUGUACAUCUGUCUAUUACUCACACGCACUCAAGUUGGAAAGCCUAAAGCCCCCACAAGACAGCAUGUGAAUGAACACAUUCUCCUGUUCUGUUGACAUUCUCCUUGCAUGUGCGCACACACACACAGGCACAAAACUCACACACAGACCUUCUGUGUGUUUUAAGCUCCAGUUGGAUAAAGUACGACUACUAAAACAAUGGCCAAAUGAUGUAUUGUACUGUUUUCAGCUUCACCUGCUCUCGGCGCCCCUGCUCUUCCUCUCCUCACUGUCCUUUUUUGUCCUUCCUCCAACUGUCUCUCUGUUUCACACAGACACACGCACAACCACAUGUAUUUUUCUGUUGAGGAUGGAGAGGUUUAUUCAUACUUACAGUGCAAUCAGAAAGUACCAUGACAGUGACACAUUUUUAAUGUGUUCACUCUGUACUUUAGCACAGUGAAACAAUGACUACGAGUUUAAAUUAAUGAUUUAGAUUUAAUUUUACAUCCAUAAAAAAUAAACAGUCUAGAAAUUGUAGCUCAUUUUGCACAUAGUCCCCCAGGUUUAAUGGACGAAAUGUUAUUGAACAUGUGAACAUAAACUUAAACAUAUAAUUAAUAUUUUUUUUACAAUAACAAUACCCACUUUACCUGCACAGCACCAAACAGCUGUUAGCAAAUAGUUGGUGAACAUAGUGGAGCAUUUAGCAGCUAAAGAGUCAGAUAUUUCCCUCAGGAGUUGGUAGAGACUAAAUGCAGAGCUAAAAUAGAGUGAAUAUUGGACUUACAUUCAUCAGGUGGACAGAAACAGGACUCCAAAUUAAUGCUGAUGUUGCUCCGUAACUGCUUGAUGUGUAAAUAAGCAACAGCUUUCUAAUAAGUUUGCCAUAUCAUCUUAAAAGGUGAUGAUAUGUCAAUGUUGUGUGCACAGCUUGUUUCCACUGCCACCAAGUGGCCAAAAAUAUCAGUUAUUGCAGGUUUAAAUAAAGUCGUCAUAAAUAUUUUGUUGCAAAUCUUUUGCAGUCAAUGACGUCUGAUGUCGAAGUCUGUGGCCCAUUGACAUCAGCAGACACUUGUUUUCAUCCCUGGUGAUGCUCAGUCAGGCCAGUCAUGCAGCCAUCUUCACUUCCUGCUUGUUUAAAGUGAUGCACACACUCAAUUGGAUUGAUGUGAGGUGACUGACCUGACUGCUGUUUGUCAAGAACAAUAAACUGGCCAUAAAAAUGAUUUUGUCUGUAUGUUUAGGAACAUUCUCCUAAAAGUUGGGUCCUACACUGAACGUCAGCACUUUAGCCUCACAGUCAUGGUUUCAUUUCAUUGUCACUGUGCUGCAAUACGGCAUAAAAGACAUUUUACUAUUCCAAGACUUUAUGACUGCAUUGUAAGUACCCUCUCAUUUUGGCUGCAGUGGGAGAUUUCCCAAGCAAACAUGUAGAGUGUGUCUUUCUAGAAGGACAGUACUCCAUACUUUCUCUUUGUGUGUAUGGACUGUAUGUUUUCGCUUUCUGGAUGUGUUUGGAGAAUUCAGUAGCAGAGGUUCAUAAAGGCAGUUAGAUAGCAAGCUAACUAGCUAGCGAGCAGGCUAGUGAGGUAACACGCUAGUGAGUGAGCUUACUAGAUAGCUAGCCAACUUGUGAGUGGUUUUCACUUUGUAGAGGGACUCUUCAGGGACUUUUCAUCAGGUAUGUGUGAUUCUUGACAUCCUUACAAAGUAGGCUAGGCUAGGUUACAUUCAAAAAGCUACUUUUCAUGGCAAUGGAGGCGUUGCCCUUGUUGCACUCUGGACAGGACUGGAGGACUGGAAAGUAAACAUGAUGACGUUGCUCACUCUGUAGCCAGUUGACAUGCUUGCCAGUGGAUUAGCUUGCUCGCUACAAUGCUCAUUAGCUCACUCGUUAGCUAGUUAGCUUGUUAGGGAACUUGUAUAUGUGCUGCUAUUCCACUGCUGAAUUGACUAGAGUAGAUGAUGAGGUACAGUGCACUGUGGGACACCUCUGGUGAUUCUGAGCUAACCAGAUAACAUCAAACUGUCUUUAUGAACCUCUGCCAUUGUGGAUUUUGGCCACAAAAUGCAUAUUUAUUUUGUGUGUGUGUGUGUUUGCGUGUUAGAGAGACAAAGAAAGAGAGAGACUGUUACUCGGUUAGCCAGUGAGGGUGUGGUGUGCGUAUGCUUGUGUGUGUGUUUUGCUCGGCCCUGGCUAGCGCUGUGCCUCCAGUUUGAGUCGUACCUCUGAACAUCAAGACUGUUCUCACUCCAUUCAGCUUUGUGUUCACACGUCUGCAUGAGGCAAAGUGUAUGUGAUCAGCCUGUGGUGCAUUUUACUAAGGAUGUUAGAAAUGUAGUUGUUGAAGACUGAAAUUUUGUGCUUGUUGAGUGUGCGUGUGUGUGUGUGUGUGUGAACGCAUGUGUGUGUGGGCAGUUACAGUAUGACGUGUUGAAAUGAUGUGACCUGUUAGCAUGCUCUGGUUCCCUCUUGCCCCUCUUUUCUUUUCUAUUGUUAUUCUGGCCCAGGGUUCAACAGCUCAAAUGUUUGUUUUCCUAGUGAAAGAAAACAGAACAAGAGACGACACUGGCUUCUGCCAAAAUAAAGGACCUGAGAAUAUGACAAAUACCAGGUCCACUGAAAGCAAAUGUGAAUGUGGGCGUUCCAUGGCAUUUUCUAGAGUGGUUUUGGUCCACCCAAACCUUGAAGGCUACUGUAACUGCCUAUUAGUAUGAAACCAUCCUGUGUAAUGGCCAUGACUUUAAUUGUCAUGGUAGUAGUUGCCUCCAGGAUAUGGUAGCCCAAUACUCUGUACUUAAGCCUAGCCUUACUAAUACUCUGACUUUAGCUUCCUAUUGGACACCUUGUCACAUGUCCUUUAGUUCGUCCUUGAGUUUGGCAGUUGGCAGUGUUUUUUCCCCAGGACGUUAUUGGGAAAUGUCUCUGUUUGGGCUAACUCCAUCUUUGGGCCAGGAGAGAGGAUUAACAACUUGUUCUUCUUCAAAUCCUCAACCUUUUCUUUCUCAGAUUGUAUAUCCAUUUUUUAAGAUAUAUUAAAGAGAAUAUAAAUAAAACUAA
Messenger RNA from Siniperca chuatsi (mandarin fish), 4539 nucleotides. RefSeq names its product ubiquitin-conjugating enzyme E2F (putative) (gene ube2f). The coding region runs from base 302 to 856 and encodes 184 amino acids. NCBI's taxonomy places the organism in Eukaryota, Metazoa, Chordata, Actinopteri, Centrarchiformes, Sinipercidae. The record is from RefSeq and is a predicted model, not a curated record. The transcript is spliced from 10 exons.